Molecule: messenger RNA, 5090 nt
Organism: Theobroma cacao (cacao)
Lineage: Eukaryota; Viridiplantae; Streptophyta; Magnoliopsida; Malvales; Malvaceae
Product: Transducin family protein / WD-40 repeat family protein
Cellular component (GO): cytoplasm
Molecular function (GO): protein binding
Source: RefSeq, a predicted model, not a curated record
AUGUAUAAUGACCCAAUCGCAGUCCAACAUCAUGGUUGUGAAAGCAAGUUCCAUCGACAUCAAAGCUUAUAUUUUAAGCAUGACAAGAGUAAUGGAGUGUGGAUUAUGUCUUCAACAAAAUUAGUAAGAUUUUCGCCAUAGUGUUUUAUAAAAAAUAGUAAUGAAAAUGCUACCCACGUUGACGUCCUGCACAAUGCUCAUUUGGUUGAAAAAAAGAAAAGAGCCACCAUUUUUCCAUGAACCUCCAAAAAAGGGGAGAACAGAGAGACCAUUGUUGUGGAACGAGCUUCCAAAGUGUGUAGUCUCAGGCAAGCUUUAACGGUUCCUACUUUCUCUCCGUACCAAAACGAGAGGAAAUCAGCAUUUCUCCUUGAAACAAGUUCAAUGUACCUUUUGCCUCCUCUCCUUUUCCCUUCGCCCUCGAAUUAGGGAGUGAAAUUCACCGUCAAACCCGACCCAAAAAUAAAAACCGAAUUUUCAAAUUUCACUUUCCAUUUCAGAAAAUGUCGAUCCCGAUCCCGAUCCCUCGACCGUUGCCCAGUGAGUCAUGGGACUGUAUGCUCCCAGGCCCACCGAGCCGCAACAACUUCGGAUCCGCCGACCUAAGCCCCUCUGGCCUCCUCGCCUUCGCCUGCGGCUCCUCCGUUUGCGUAAUCGAUUCCCGCUCUCUCCAGCUCGUAACAACCAUCCCUCUCCCUCCUCCUUCCGCCACUCUCUCCGGUUCUUCUUCCUCCAAUUCCUCCACUUCUCUUUCUCCCUUCGUUACUUCCGUAAGGUGGACCCCACUCCCUCUCCGCCGGGACCUUCUCUCCACUGAACCUUCCUCUUCUCACCUCAUCCUGGCCGCCGCCGACCGCCAUGGCCGCAUCUCUCUCCUUGACUUCCGUCUCCGUUCUCUCAUCCUUUCCAUUGAUCCUCCCGAUCCUUCUUCAAAAUCCGGUAUCCAGGACCUUUGUUGGGCCCAGGCCCGGGCUGAUUCUUUCCUCCUUGCUUCCCUUUCUGGCCCUUCCUACCUUUCCCUUUACAACACUUCCUCUUCUCGUUGCAUCUUCAAAUACGACGCUUCACCGGAAUAUCUCUCCUGUAUCCGCCGCGAUCCUUUUGAUUCACGCCAUUUAUGCAUCAUCGGACUCAAAGGAUUCCUUCUUUCGAUCAAAGUCUCGGGAGAAACAGAAGACAGUAUUGCCCUCAAGGAACUUCAGAUUCGAACCGAUUGUACCGAGUUACUUAAGCUAGAAAAGGAUGCUGCUGCUGGAGGAAGUUCCUCUUCUUCUCCUGCUUCUGCUGUUUUCCAGCUUUAUGCGGUGCGUUUGGCGUUUUCGCCGCUUUGGAAAAACGUCAUUUACGUGACGUUUCCGAGGGAGUUGGUGGUUUUCGAUUUGAAGUACGAAACGACGCUUUUCUCUGCCGCAUUGCCGCGUGGGUGUGCCAAGUUUCUUGAUGUGUUGCCUGAUCCGAAUCAGGAGUUGGUUUAUUGCGCUCACCUUGAUGGGAAGCUCAGCAUAUGGCGAAGGAAAGAAGGAGAACAGAUACAUAUAAUGUGCACAAUGGAAGAGUUGAUGCCAUCAAUUGGCUCAUCUGUCCCUUCACCGUCAGUACUUGCAGUCCUUAUCAGCCAAUCAGAGUCAACGCUACAAAAUAUAAGCAAGCUUUAUUCUGGUUUAUCAAAUGGUGCAUCUGAUGAGGAUUUUGAUAAUCCUUUUGAUUUUUGUGAUGAUACUCUUCUUGUUUCUAAGACACGUUUGAUGUCCAUUUCUGAUGAUGGCAAACUGUGGAGCUGGAUCUUGACUGCUGAAGGGACUGGAGAUAUGCAGAAGGAUCUUAUAAAUUCUGGAAAGAUUGCUGAUGUCUCUGAAGAGUCAACUAAUACAAACAUCACAGUUUCUUCUUACAGUGGACUCACGGCAGAAGGCAGCAAGCAGCUGCACAACAUAAAUGGUAGCAGAAUUCAGCUGUCAAACUCUACUUUUGGCCUGGCAGAUGUGACAUUUAAGAUUAGCUUAGUUGGACAGCUUCAGCUUCUUUCUUCGACAGUGACCAUGUUGGCAGUGCCAUCCCCUUCUUUAACAGCUACUUUGGCUCGUGGGGGAAACAAUCCUGCAGUAGCUGUUCCACUGGUUGCUUUGGGGACUCAAAGCGGGACAAUUGAUGUCAUUGAUGUCUCUGCCAAUGCUGUUGCAGCAAGUUUUUCAGUUCAUAAUAGUACAGUGAGGGGUUUACGAUGGCUGGGUAAUUCAAGACUGGUUUCGUUUUCUUACACACAGGUAAGUGAGAAAACUGGAGGCUACAUUAACAGGCUUGUUGUGACUUGUCUUAGAAGUGGGCUUAAUAGAACUUUUCGGGCCUUACAAAAGCCAGAACGUGCACCAAUAAGAGCUUUAAGGGCUUCUUCAUCUGGAAGGUAUCUUCUGAUUUUAUUUCGUGAUGCACCUGUUGAGGUUUGGGCAAUGACAAAAAAUCCAAUUAUGCUUAGAUCAUUAGCUCUUCCAUUCACGGUAUUGGAAUGGACUCUUCCAACAGUUCCCCGACCAGUUCAAAAUGGUCCCUCUAGGCAAUCUUCCCUUAAAGAUAGUACAGCUGCGGCACCAGCAGAGGCAGCCUCAUCCACAACAGCAUCUUCCUCAGAUUCUAGGGCAGGGAACUCAGAUGGCUCACAAGAUGACACUUCUGAGAGUUUUGCAUUUGCACUACUUAAUGGUGCACUUGGUGUCUUUGAGGUUCAUGGCCGAAGGAUCCGAGAUUUUAGACCAAAAUGGCCUUCUUCUUCAUUUGUUUCAUCUGAUGGAUUGAUUACAGCCAUGGCGUACCGCUUGCCUCAUGUUGUCAUGGGGGACAGGUCAGGUAACAUAAGGUGGUGGGAUGUCACUAGUGGCCAUUCUUCCUCAUUCAACACUCACAGAGAAGGAAUCCGAAGAAUCAAAUUCUCACCUGUUGUUGCUGGAGACCGUAGUCGAGGGCGUAUUGCUGUACUAUUUUAUGACAAUACAUUUUCUGUGUUUGAUCUUGAUUCGCCAGACCCAUUAGCCAAUUCUCUUUUACAACCUCAAUUUCCUGGAACCCUUGUAUUGGAAUUGGAUUGGUUGCCUUUGAGGACUGACAAGAAUGAUCCACUGGUUUUGUGCAUUGCAGGAGCUGAUAGUAGCUUCCGUCUUGUUGAGGUUAACACAAAUGACAAGAAAGUGGGCCCUGGGCCACUGCCACGAAAUAUAAAAGAGAGAUUUCGGCCUAUGCCUUUAUGUUGUCCCAUAUUACUUCCUACACCCCAUGCCCUGGCACUGCGGAUGAUCUUACAAUUGGGUGUAAAACCCUCUUGGUUUAAUACUUCUGGUACAACUAUAGAUAAGAGGCCCCAUUUCAUUCCAGGAACUGCUUCAUCCUCAGGGGAUCUUCGCAGUUACAUGAUUGAAUUACCACCUGUUGGUGAUUCUGUAGUGCCAGAAUUGCUCUUAAAAGUAUUAGAACCUUACCGAAAGGAAGGCUGCAUACUCGAUGAUGAAAGGGCUAGAUUGUAUGCUACCAUAGUCAGUAAGGGUUUUGCUGCAAGGUUUGCCUUUGCAGCUGCGACAUUUGGUGAGGUCUCAGAAGCACUUUUCUGGUUGCAGUUGCCUCGUGCUAUUAACCACUUGAUGAGUAAGUUAGUAAAUAAGUCUCCACAGAAAGCACCUCUUUCAGCAUCAAAUUCAGAGCUUGAUGACACGUCUCUACUUAGUAGAAUUACAUCAAAGGGGAAAUCAACACCUGAAAAUGGGCAGAGGGAUGCAUUGAGUCAAGGUCAGCUUAGAUUAAUGGCUUUUGAGCAAGAAGACUUGUGGGAAAGUGCUAAUGAGCGUAUCCCUUGGCAUGAGAAAUUGGAGGGAGAAGAGGCAAUUCAGAACCGUGUACACGAGCUUGUCUCAGUUGGGAACUUGGAAGGUGCUGUCAGUUUAUUGCUUUCAACUUCACCAGAGAGCCCUUACUUCUAUCCAAAUGCUCUCCGUGCAGUUGCUCUUUCUUCUGCAGUUUCAAAAUCUCUUCUUGAGCUGGCAGUUAAGGUGGUUGCUGCUAACAUGGUAAGAACUGAUCGGUCACUAUCUGGCACUCAUCUUCUCUGUGCUGUUGGAAGGUAUCAAGAAGCUUGUUCACAGCUACAAGAUGCUGGAUGCUGGACUGAUGCUGCUACUUUAGCUGCGACGCAUUUAAAGGGAUCUGAUUAUGCCAGGGUGUUACAAAGAUCGGCUGAGCAUGUCCUUCAUGCUGAACACAACAUUUGGAGGGCGCUUAUUUUAUUUGUUGCAGCUGGUGCAAUCCAGGAGGCAUUGGCAGCCCUGCGUGAGGCACAGCAACCGGACACAGCUGCCAUGUUCGUACUGGCUUGCCGUGAAAUUCAUGCAGAUAUCGUCACUAAUUUAAUAGGCUCAGAUGAUGAAUCAGGGUCAACAGUCAAGGAUACACUGGUUAACUUGCCUGGUUUAAACCCAGAGAAUGAAGAUGUGGUCGCAGUGGGUGAAUAUUUUGGGCAGUACCAAAGGAAAUUGGUGCACCUAUGCAUGGACUCUCAACCAUUUUCAGAUUGACUGGGCUAAGGGAAAAGUCGUUUCAUUUAUUUACAGUGAAGCAAUGUGGAUAUUUUGUUGGAAGAACGUAUAACACCGGAGGGCCAGCAGGAUGGUCAACUUCACGGAUGAAAGAACAAGUACUGAAGCAACUUUACGGAGUAGGCAAACCUAUUUGUUUUGGAGCAGACUCAUUGUCCGAUUUAGCGCAAAGCUGGCUGUUUAGAAAAACGUCAAAGAUGUAGUAGCUCGGUGCACAAAAUUUUGGAUGCUUCUAAACCUUCACCCCACAGAAUAUGGUUUUCAGGAGUGCGGGAUGCAGCUGCUGCUCUCACGAAGAGGAAUUUAUUUCUAUAGAAGACAUUGGUUGAGUUAUAUUGUUUAUUGAUAGUUGCACAUCGUGGCAUUUUCAUAAAGAGAAACUCCAAUGCUGAUCAGUCUCAUUGAUUCCUUUUUUAACAGUUUUGAGCGAUGUAAAUUGUUCCAUAGGGUUACCCUUAUCCGUAUUAUAUUUUGAUACCCAUUUGAAUGGCAUAUAGAGGAUUCCAUUCUAUUUAA